AUGCCACCGCGCCUCACGGCACUGCCGCUGCCCUGCCCGGGGCGGCCCGCCGCGCAGGGCGUCCCCGACGUGUGUAGCGUGCGGCUGGGGCUGCAGGAGAGGAGCUGGUACUCCGGCGGGGUGCAGACUUACAUGCAGGGCAACGAGGGCCACGUGCAGGGAAACCUCGGACUCCGCAACCUGGCGGGCGCGUGCGAGCAGUGGCGGCUGACAGGGGAGUACGGCCACCGCAACAGCUUCGACUUCCAGGGGCUCUUCAGGCUGCCGCGUGCGGGGGGCGGCGACUGGACGCCGGACGUGAGCGCUUUCCGUCGCAGCACAAAUCACGGGGUCGACAGCAGCUUCGCCGACACCAUGCGCGGCGCAGAGCUGGGGGUGACGCGGGCCGACGGCACCAGCCGGCUGUCAUACACCUGGGGGUGGCGCAGCCUCGCGGCCGCCAAGAACGCGAGCCGGCCGGUGGCGGCGCAGCGCGGGGAUUUCCUGAGCGAUGCGCUGCGCUGGAGCCACGUGGUGGACGAGAGGGACAGCGCUACGGUGCACACAGAGGGCUGGGGCGCCCGCGUGGCGUCAGAGCUGGGGGGCCUGUUCCCCGGGGCGCGUCACCGCUACGCCAAGCAGCGAGUGGACUGGGUGUGGGCGGCGCCGCUGGGCGGGGGCGUCGCGCUCAACGUCAACCUUGGGGCCGGUGUGAUAUGGAGCCUUGACGGCGCAAGCCAACUCGCGGGCGGCAGCAGUGACCGCAGCCGCUCAACCAGCCGCGGCGGCACCCCCGAGCCGCGCCCCCCGCAGCCGACCGCCCCCCGCCCCCGGCCCGGCGGCGAGGCGGCCCCCCUGUCGCCGACGCCGCUCGCCGAGCGCUUCUUCCUCGGCGGCUCCGACAGCGUCCGAGGCUUCGCGUACCGCGGCCUUGGGCCCUCCGCCGAGCGGCGGCGCGGCAGGGGCGGCGGCGACGGCGGCGACGGCGGCGGCGCGGCGGCGGCGGCGGAGGACCCGGGGCGGGACGCGCUCGGAGGGGAUGUGUUUGGCAGCCUGUACGCCGGCCUCGUCACGCGGCUGCCCGGGCAGCUUGGGGACCUCGGCGGCUGCGCCCACGCCUUUGUCAACGGCGGCAGCGCCGCGCUGCUCUGCGGCGCCGCGUACGGCGGCGCCAGGCGCGCCGAGGGCGCCGGCGCCGCGCCCGAAACCACGCCGCUGGCGGCGCUGGGCGGUGCCGUGCGGCGGCGCGCGGGCGAGCUCGCGGCGACCUGCAGGUGGUCGGCUGGCCUGGGUCUUGUGCUGCCGACGCCUUUCGGGCGAUUUGAAGCGAACUACGUGUGGGUGCUUGCGGCGCAGCCCGGGGACUACCCCAAAGCCGGGCUGCAGUUUGGAUUUGCGGCAAGCCCCAUCACGCCGGUUGGGCCGUGA
This is a messenger RNA of Monoraphidium neglectum, 1407 nucleotides long. RefSeq lists its product as hypothetical. Gene Ontology annotation, cellular component: SAM complex; outer membrane. The record is from RefSeq and is a predicted model, not a curated record. Gene Ontology annotation, biological process: protein insertion into mitochondrial outer membrane. The transcript is spliced from 6 exons. Lineage: Eukaryota; Viridiplantae; Chlorophyta; Chlorophyceae; Sphaeropleales; Selenastraceae. Bases 1 to 1407 code for a protein of 468 amino acids.